AUGGCCCUGGCAGUCGUUGGCGCAGUCAUCGCCGGAGCCACGAGCACAACCACCAGAGCCACUGCUCUGGCCGCGGUCACCGCCGGGGAGCGCAAACGUCGAGGCGCUCUCCUCAGCGGCGUGCUGCGCCUGGGAUUCCUCGGCCAGGAUGACCCGAGAGAGGACGGUGUCGAAGGGCAGCUCCUGGUCGCCGAGAACGACCCUGAUGGUGUCGAGGCUCUUGUCGAGGCCGUGAAGGAACUGAGUGCGAAGAUCCACCUCGGUGACGGCGUGCUCAAUGUCGGCGAGGCCGUCGGUGAGGAGUUUCAUGCGCCGCGCGUACUCGGCCACGGAAAGAUCACUCUGCUUGAGGUUGCGAUACUGCCGGUUGAGGACCAUGAACCGGGCAGCACGGUUGGCGAGGAAGAAAUCCUUGAUCUUGUGCCAAAGGGCGAAGGUGCUGGUGGCGCCGACGACGUGAUCCACCAUAGAGUCGGCGAGCGUGGCGGAGAUCCAGAGAACGACAUGGGCAUCGAGCUCAAGAUGGAGAGGCGGGGAGCAGAGGGCGGCGGUGCCGUAGGGGCAAAGGAGAAGAGAGGCGCAAACUGCGAUCCGGCAGAGGCGAAGCCGCUGCUGAAGAGAGAGGGUGUUGUAUCGAAGACGAACGACGGAGAGGAAGUAGAGGAGGAGGCCGAGGCGGUGGUGGCGGCGGGCGCCGUGGAGAAAAGAGAGCCCGGCGAGGUGAACCGGGUGCAGAGGACGCUGGUGGAGGCAUGGGGUUUGAUCCGUGAGACCUUCGUCGAUCCCACCUUCAACCACCAAGACUGGGACCAGAAACUUCAGCAGACGAUGGUGGAGAUGUUCCCGCUGAAAUCGGCAGACGCCGCCUACGGCAAGAUCAGCGGGAUGGUGUCCACGCUAGGCGACCCCUUCACAAGGAUCAUCACCCCCAAGGUAUGUAUGGACAAAGAUCAUGCCCUCUCUGUCUGGCUUCAGGAAUAUCAGAGUUUCAGGAUCGGAAGUGAUGGGAAUUUGCAAGGGGUUGGCAUAUUCAUAAACAGGGACCCUGCCUCAGGACGCUUGCUUGUUAUGAACUGCAUUGAGGGAGGCCCAGCGGACCGAGCAGGCAUACGUGAAGGCGAUGAGCUAGUUGAGAUCAACGGGAAUAGUGUUUUGGGGUUGGACGUGGAAGCUGUGGCUCAGAGACUUAGAGGUCGUGCUGGAACGACUGUGGAAGUAAAACUAUUGGAUAUUCUCAGUUACACACUCUUGUCAUCUUCUAUCCUAACUUUCUCCAUCUUCCUGUAUUUUCUAACUGAUACCCAGGGUACUGGAAAUGAAAGGAGUGGUAGGAUAAAGGCAAAAGAGGUCCAGCUAUCUCGUGAGGUUAUCAAUCUUUCACCUCUAUCAACGGCAAUUAUCUCCCAUAGAUCGGGUGAUGGGCAUGAGGGCAAGACUGGGUAUGUUAGGUUAGCUGCAUUUUCUCAGGGUGGUUUAGUAACAGCUGGUCUUGAUGUGGCUCAAAUUUGGUUAGAUGGAGAUGAAACUCUAGUGAACACCGUUGACCGUGAGGGCAAUGUGCAAGCAAUAAAUAUGGUCCAAGGCCAAUCUUUAACACAUGAUCCUCUUGUGGUGCUUGUCAACGAAGAAAGUGCCAGUGCAAGCGAAAUUUUGGCUGGGGCAUUGCAUGACAAUGGCCGUGCUAUUCUGAGUGUGACAGAGCUGGACGAUGGCUCUGCUCUAUUCAUCACGGUUGCAAAGUAUCUCUCUCCGGCGCUGCACGAAAUCGACCAUGUCGGGAUCCAACCCGACAUACAAUGCACCGCUGACGCGCUAUCCUUACCGAGGGCGCCUUCGCUCACCGGGAACAACGAGGCCGCGAGUUUAGAGAUGGACUCGUGCAUUAUGGUGGCGGAGCAAGCGCUGGAGAUUCAGCAAUCGAAGGGCUCCGCUUCGUAG
Triticum turgidum subsp. durum (durum wheat) is the source of this 1938-nucleotide messenger RNA. The record is from the annotation of a GenBank genome assembly. Lineage: Eukaryota; Viridiplantae; Streptophyta; Magnoliopsida; Poales; Poaceae.